AUGGUGCAGGAGACCGGCCUCCCGCCAUUCGACCUCACAGCACUAGAAAUGCAAGUACCUAAUCUGCACCGCUCCUAUUCCAAUGACAGCUCCCUGUCUUCUACACCUCUCGGAUCACCUCUAGGCACCGGCUUUCCAGACAUGUAUCCUCCUCCACAGCAAGACACCAUGAACCUUCCCCGAUCAGUGCCGUACGAUAUGCAGAACGGCAACGUACCUCAGACCUUCGCACAAGGUGGUAUUCAGUUUCCAGCCUCGUGGCAGAUACCCACAUCAGACCUCCUUCAGCUGAGCGCCCCGUCCUCGGCCUCAGGUUACAUGUCUAUCAAUGAUUUAGCACAACAAAUCUUCCAGGAGCCGUUACCUAUGACCAACACACCCACAAGUGCUUCGAUCCAGGCACCGACGUCUGCACCGAGCAGCACAGGCCGGCCACUACAACCAAGCCCACCGCAAUUAGAUACCCUCUCGCACCGGCCACCCUCUAUAGAUGCUAUCAUGUCCUCCACAAAUACUCCACAAUCGCCGCCGCCUACCUCAACCGCUGCCAGCUCUCCUAUGCCAGCUCUCGGUCCUAAAUACUUAUAUCGGUCGGACUCGGCACCAUACCCAGUAGAGCCGCGACUCAUUAGUCUAGCGGCUGAAGUCGGCAUGUCUGCGUUGCUGCUCUCUCAAUGCAUGAAGCAGUAUUUCCGGCAUGUCUACUCAAUACGACCAUUCAUUCAUGAGCCAUCCUUCAUUGCACGGUUGUCCAAAGCAGAGGAGCUUUCUAUGGAGGAGAAGGUCUUGAUCCUGUCGCUAUGUUCUGUCACCGUGCUUCAUGAUUCUCCUGAAGUCGACCUGUCCCUCGAAAAACGACAUCAGCUGGGACGGCAGUUCCUCGAACUUGCCAUUCAGAUGCGGAAGAACUACGACUGGAUUGAGCAUGGUACAUUAGCCGCCAUUCAGACCAGCUACCAUAUCUGUGUUGCCCUAUUCGAACUGAAAAAGCCAAGAUCGCAUUACUUUUAUCUUCGGGAAGCAGUCGGCAUGGCUUACGACCAAGGUCUUCAUCACGAAGCUACAUACAUCGGUAUGAACCCAAUUCAGGCAAUAUGUGCGCGUCGGACGUUUGCCAUCCUCUUCGUAACAGAACGGGGUCUCGCAAUCCUAAGAAAUAAACCUGCCACGAUCACGAAACUGCCAGUCGUGCCAUCUGAGUUCUUUGACGAGCAAGAUAGCCGUGUGCUUGCAGGCUUCACGGCUUUGGCGAGUCUCUUUGCGAUCCUAGACGAAAAGUUUAUUGAUCUAUGGCGCUCAGACUCCACGUCAACUGCUCCGUACGAAAAUAUCGCAGGUCUGCAGCAUUCGCUCAAUGAGUUUUACGCCGAUAUCGACGCCCUGACCGAAGUCCAGAAGGCCGACGUGCUCAUCACACAUCAAUGGCUUCGGCUAAUCUUCUGGCAAGCAUCUAUGAGGCAGGGACUUGUGUCCUCAGAUGCAACCGACCAAGUAUUCUACUACAACUAUCCCAUCAUCAUCGCAAAAGACAUGUGCAGAGUCCUGAACCAAGUACAAUACGAGGCCAUUGUGGUUCAUGGCUUGGGCAUCUUUGAAAAGAUCUUCGAGAUCGCCUAUACAUUGAUGGACGCAUUGACACUUGCCAACCUGCAGUGGAGUGAAAGCGAAGAGCUUAGGAUGCUUUUCGGAUGCCUGGCGGCGAGUCCGAACAGCGAAAACACGUAUGUUAAGAUGCUGGAAACCAAGGUCGAUACUGUCGCUUCCCGACAGAGUCCGGUGACGACGAGCCCACGGAGUAGUGCAGGUGGGCUAUAG
This is a messenger RNA of Cyphellophora europaea CBS 101466, 1815 nucleotides long. RefSeq lists its product as uncharacterized. Lineage: Eukaryota; Fungi; Ascomycota; Eurotiomycetes; Chaetothyriales; Cyphellophoraceae. The transcript has a single exon. Gene Ontology annotation, molecular function: zinc ion binding; DNA binding. Gene Ontology annotation, biological process: DNA-templated transcription. The coding region runs from base 1 to 1815 and encodes 604 amino acids. The record is from RefSeq and is a predicted model, not a curated record.